Messenger RNA from Schistosoma turkestanicum, 747 nucleotides. The record is from the annotation of a GenBank genome assembly. Lineage: Eukaryota; Metazoa; Platyhelminthes; Trematoda; Strigeidida; Schistosomatidae.
AUGAUGAAAUUAUGUUAUUUUAUAUUAAUUAUAUCAACAUUUAAACAUUUCUUUUUUCAAGCAUCAAAAUUAUCUGAUUUCAUUCAAACAUGUCGAACAAAUUCUCCACGUAGAAUGCGAAAUCUUGAUCAACAAACAAUUCUUUUAAUGAAUCAAAAUUCUAAACCAUGUUGUCUACCAGAUACAUGGAGAGCACGUUUUCUUGUUCAAACAGUUAAAGGUGGUCGAUAUUUGAGUCGGUUAGAUCAUGGUGCAUAUCAUAUUAGUCAUAAAUUAGAUGGAUCAAUAGAUAAUGCUUUAUUAGUUGUUGGUCGAAAUGUAUUUUCUACAGAAUUUUGCAGUAUGAAUCAUACAGAAAAUUCCAUUAUUCUUAAUCAUUUAUGUCCAAAUGAUAGUAUAAGAUGUUUACAAAAACCAUUUCUUGGUGAACCAAGAUGUAUGACAGAAAAAGAUGGUUAUACAUUGAAAAAAUCACGUUUAUCUAAUGGUAGAGGACAAAUUAAAGAAAUAUGGUUUAUUGAUAAAUAUGAUAAAACAUUUGGUGAUAUACAAAGACAUUUAUAUCAUGUAAUUCGUCAAUAUGGAUUAUGUCAAUUGUUACGUUAUCAAAUACAAUGGGGAAAGUAUACAAUGCCAUGGAAAAGUUGUCGUUUAUUUAUUAAACGUGAACAAACUUAUACACCGAUAGCUGGUUCAUUUCAACAUCAAUUUAAUCAUUCAUUAGUUGAUGAUCUGUUAUUCUGUUAG